Molecule: messenger RNA, 1701 nt
Organism: Exophiala spinifera
Lineage: Eukaryota; Fungi; Ascomycota; Eurotiomycetes; Chaetothyriales; Herpotrichiellaceae
Exons: 5
Coding region: 1-1701 (566 amino acids)
Biological process (GO): carbohydrate metabolic process; UDP-N-acetylglucosamine biosynthetic process
Molecular function (GO): phosphoacetylglucosamine mutase activity; magnesium ion binding
Source: RefSeq, a predicted model, not a curated record
AUGUCUUCCUACAACCCUCGAGAAUCCGUCUUCAACCAGCCGAAACCCAUCGUCCAUCUUCCGCACGCCCUCCUCCAGUCCAUCACCAAGGCCGUACAACCCUACCCAAUCCCGGAAGGAAAGAAAUAUGAGUAUGGCACUGCGGGUUUCCGGAUGAAAGCCAACGCUGGCCUGGACCAUGUAAUGUUCACGGUCGGUCUCACAGCCGCUGCUCGGUCGAAAAAGCGGAAUGCCACGAUUGGUAUCAUGAUCACAGCCAGUCACAAUCCGGCCGAAGACAACGGAGUGAAACUGGUCGAUCCUAUGGGUGAUAUGCUCGAGCAAUCCUGGGAACAAUAUGCGACCACCCUGGCAAACACACCUAACGAUAGCCUUGCAACGGCAUAUGAGGUGUUGGUCAACGAGACACUUGUGGAUGAGAUCCGCCAACUUCACGAACGACCUGCUAAAGUCGUCUUCGCCCGGGACACUCGUGCCUCAGGCCCAUACCUAGUCAAUGCCCUCAAGGCUGCGCUGGACGCAGUCAAAGUCGAGUAUACCGAUUAUGGUAUUUUGACAACUCCCCAACUACACUACAUCGUACGCUGCGUCAAUACACUGAAUACUCCAUACGCCUUUGGUGAACCGACCGAGCAGGGCUACUAUGAGAAGAUGGCCAAUGCUUUCAAGACACUUAUGUAUGGACGAGCCAUCCAAGGCUCGGUGACUGUCGACUGUGCAAACGGUGUUGGUGGGCCCAAAUUGAAAGAGCUGAUCAAAUACCUUCCGAGCGCAAAAGAGGGCGGUAUCGACAUCAAGGUUGUCAACGAUGAUGUUGUUAGGCCAGAAGCUCUCAAUUUCGAGUGUGGAGCGGACUAUGUGAAGACCAAACAGCGAGCACCGCCUAGUUCAAACGCCCAACCAGGAGACCGUUGCUGUUCACUUGACGGUGAUGCUGAUCGCAUCGUUUACUACUAUACGGAUGAGCAAAAAACCUUUCACCUCCUAGAUGGUGAUCGAAUCGCCACGCUAGGGGCAGUUUUCCUGGCGGACAUGACUCGAGUUGCUGGAAUCGACAACAAGGUCAAGAUUGGACUCGUCCAGACAGCAUAUGCCAACGGUGCCGCCACUGAGUACGUGGAGAAAGUAUUGAAGCUACCUGUUACGAUCACGCCGACUGGUGUCAAGCAUCUUCACCAUGCUGCUGCCCGGUACGACAUUGGAGUAUAUUUUGAGGCGAAUGGACAUGGUACGGUUUUGUUCUCGGACAAUGCUAUCAAGAUCAUCAAAGAAUCCGAACCAAAGUCUCCAGGCCAGAAGCAUGCACUUGACUCGCUCCGCGCAUGUGUCGACUUGAUCAAUCAAACCGUGGGCGAUGCCAUUUCAGACAUGCUGUUCGCAGAGGUGGUACUUGCUCACAAGACAUGGACCCUGGAGAACUGGCGCAACACCUACAUUGACCUACCCAACCGCCUGGUACGCAUCGAGGUUCGCGACCGGUCGAUGUUCAAAACGACGGACGCUGAACGCAAGCUUGAGUCGCCGAAGGGUGCUCAAGAAGAGAUUGACAAGUUGUGUCAGAUGUACGUCAAGGGGCGAGCAUUCGCAAGAGCCUCUGGCACAGAGGAUGCGGUUCGGGUGUACGCCGAGGCACAUUCAAAGACGGAGGCCGACAAGCUUGCUCAGCAGGUCUCUGAGGUUGUUCGCAAAUAUGGAGUCUAG